Symbiodinium sp. CCMP2456 is the source of this 1662-nucleotide messenger RNA. NCBI's taxonomy places the organism in Eukaryota, Dinophyceae, Suessiales, Symbiodiniaceae. The record is from the annotation of a GenBank genome assembly.
GACGAAGAACGGCCUCCAGCACUAGAGUCACCGUGGCUCCAGGCGGCAGCGGCAGAGUCACCGUGGCUUGCGGAAAGUGCCAAGUCGGAGGCAGAUGAGCGACCGUGGCGAGCGAACACCGAGUCCACGGUGUCCAUCAGCAAGACAGACCGUCACACUUUGGGGAAAUAUGCCGAGGUGGACGUGGACAUCGUGCGGGGUAUCUCACUGCGCGGGUCGCUGUCAGGUGGUGGACGCAUCUGGCGCUACAGCCCGGACACCUGGACUCCCUCUGACCGGAUGAGUCUCUACGAGAUGUCUAAGAAAGUGUCCCGUUUUCAAGUGUUUCUGUCUCAUACCUGGUGGACUCCGGGAAGAUGGAAAGUGCUCUCCUUGUCCUUGCAGUGUGGCUGGCACUACGUACUCCUUUGCUGGUGCCUGUCCAUUGCCCUUUGUACCGGCCUCUGCAUAGCAGACGUCCUUCCGAUGCCUCUCAAAUACAAGGCGAGCAUCAUGGGCUUUACGGACCUUUGCCCCAUGGGCUUUUGGAACGUGCUUGUCAGCUGCUUCGCCACCGUCGCCGGCGUGAUAUCUGUCCCGCUUUGGCCCGCCAGGUGUGCACGCUCGGACAUCAGCUUCGUGGAUGUGACCAGCAUCCACCAGGAAGACCAGGAGUUGAAGGAGCGCGGGGUCUACGGAAUUGCCGGGUUCUUGUGCAUCUCUGACGAGCUGCGCAUUCUAUGGAGUUCGCCCUACCUGUCCCGGCUCUGGUGCGUCUUCGAGCUUGCGGCUUACAAAAAGGUGAACCCAGGAGGAACAAUCACUUUCAGACCACUUUUCAUCGAAAGGACUGUGUGCGUGAUGCUGGCUUCGGCAUACGUCUUUGCAGCUUUAUUUCUCGUCGCGAGGGAUGUCUUUGGACCGGGCAUUACGACGAUGGCUGUCGCCUUUGCUAUUUUCGCGUGCCCAUAUGCUGCGGGCAUUUAUUUGCUUCGAAUGAGCUUCCGGGAGAAGCACCAGCUAAUUUCACAGCUUGCGAACUUUGACUUGGAAGACGUGCACUGCGCCGAGCAGUUCGACCGAGACUUCAUCCACGCAGCUAUCGAGAAGUGGUAUGGAAGCAAGAGGGCCUUCACCGAGUUCGUGCGUCAAGAUCUAAGGAAGGAUGUGGAAAAAAUCCUGGCUGCCAAGCGCCUGCCCAGACGCUAUUUGCUACUUCUGCUCCUCCCCAUCCUCAGCUGUUCCAUGGAAUUCUUCCUGGCAAACUGGAAAGGCGGCGCACCCCGUGACGUUCUGCUUUCUUUUGCUAUCGGCAUCCUUUUCGGCUACGACAUCUUCUAUGUCACCGCCUGUUCGCUUCUCAUGGUUUAUCUUUGCGACAUCCUGGCUCCCAAACGCUGUGGAUGUCUGGAUCACCUGCAGACCCUUUUCGCGAUCUUCCUCGUGGUGGGACUUCUCAGUCUCGGGAAUCAGCUUUCCGCGCAGGCCUAUCAGGGGAGCCUCAGUGGCGCUGUGGUUUUUCUGGUUGUCUCAAUCGGCUUUGCGUGGCUGAUGUGGUGGAUGGAGCGCGACUCCAUCGAUGUGCUUGCGCCCAAGGACGACCCGCCAAGCCCUCCCGCCCGAGCAGAAGUCGCUGGAAGCAAAGCCCACGCCUUCGGUCCACCCGUGAGAGAGUGGGUUUAG